This is a messenger RNA of Liolophura sinensis, 1830 nucleotides long. RefSeq lists its product as uncharacterized. The coding region runs from base 1083 to 1646 and encodes 187 amino acids. The record is from RefSeq and is a predicted model, not a curated record. The transcript has 4 exons. Lineage: Eukaryota; Metazoa; Mollusca; Polyplacophora; Chitonida; Chitonidae.
AUAAAGACUGGAUUUUAGACUUUGUUGGACUCCACAUCAGCUAUGAGUAUAUGGAAAGAUGACAGAUCUGGAUGACAUAGUAAAUGUUUGAUAUAUCAUCUGACCUUACACGUGUCCUAAAUUGUAUAUUACGCUUGCAGUUUUUGUGAAUUUGUUACAAGUUGGGGCAUGGAAGGAACAGAUAACAUGUAAGCACUGAAGGUGAGUACAGCAGAAAAACUUGAAAAUGAAAAAGGUGCUCGUACAUCUUAAUAAUUAAGCAACUUCAAUGAAACACAGUACAACAGAAAUUCAAAAGCGAAGUUUCUUCAAUAGUUUAAUCUGGAACUGGUGAACAGGACUAUCUGAAAAGCAAUCUUAACCUUUCUCUGCCUCGAACAAGGGAAUACAGGCAUACAAACAAACAAUAAAUGAUUCCAAGUGCUUAAAUUACAUCACAAAACAGAGCAGUCCAUCACAGUUGUAGGAUACCAGAAGAGCAGGAAGAAAUAGCUGCCAAUAUGGAUUUUAAUAUUAUUGCCUUGUUUACACAAAGGAAAUGUUAACGCUAUGGGUGGCUGGGUUUUCCAAGUAGAUCACCAACACACCAAUGAAAGCAUAGUAAACUUUAGAAUUUGAUUAUCUUAACAUACAGGUCGCAACCUUACUGUGCAUUUCUCGGCAUAUACAUGUAUGGUGUUCACAGGUGGAGUUGUUGCCCCAGUUUGGCCGUAUGCUGUGGUGUUGGUUUCAUUUUGAACGGAACUGUGCUACCAUGUACUUCACAUUUAGUGUUUACAAAUAGGCUAAAUAGUACUCCAAGACUUCGAAGUGUUGACUCUCUGAAAGUCGAAGUUUAAGUCUGGCAGACGUUGACCACUCCAAGACUUUGUAAAGUUGGCCAAAAUGAAAAUGGGUGUAUUUUCUACUUGAUCUACGAAAGUUAUACUGCACAAUAAGAGUUUGUAAUUUACGCCGUGCAACCCUGAACGCAGAAGGUAUACCACCUGUGUGCUGACGCCUUGCCGCGAAUCUGUAGGCCUAUAUAACAACAACAACAACAACAACAAGAAUCAACGUCAUCCAGAAACUCAAUUGUCAUUAUGGCGAAGUACCAACGAUACAUGGAUGCCAGCAACAGGGCGAUGGACUUCUUUGUACGUAACAUCGCGGAGGACGGAGAGUUCAAAGGCAAGGGGACUGUGGGCGAUUUGGGAGCCAUUUACAAAGCCCCGACACUACUGCUUCUGGCAGGUCGGGUAGACGUUGCAACGAGGCUGCUCGAGUACAUACAACGGCGUUUCGGUCAGAACAACGGCGACUUCCUCAGCUACCCUGACAAGACAGGGCGGGAGAAGAGGACGGAGAACGGACUACUGAAAGAGUUUCAGGCUUACAUGGGCGGCAGGAUCACCGCUGCUGCUCAUCGAAUCGGCAGGUUUGACAUCUCCAUACCAAGUUAUGACUUCCUGCAAACGUUCUGGAGCCCUAAAGUGAAAACGUUCAUUGUGAACGAGCCAUACAACGAGUCGUCCCAGGAGCAAAUUGUGGACACGCUCAUUUCCUCUCAUCUCGGCUUAUUGGCCUUGUUCUUCAAAGACAUGGACAAAGCGAUCGGAGCAGGCGAUGCGAUUGUGAAGAUCUACGAACUGCAGAACGACCCUUGAGAAUCAGUUUGUGUUCCGAAUGUGGGCGAGCUCUGGAAAGUUGAUCACGGAUAAGGCGACCUGCCCAGCCGCCGACGGCGUCUGUUUUCUGAAGCGAAACGGGAAAGACGAGCUCUUCUUCAUGUUGGGCUUUCCAGUCAUCUUUCUGGCCAAACUCUACCUAGCCACAAAAGUCACGAAAUAC